AUGUGGCCCCCCCGCUUCCCCCCUCCCCGCCCCGGGAUGUCGGAAGAAACCAGGCAGAGCAAAUUGGCUGCGGCCAAGAAAAAGCUGAGAGAGUAUCAGCAGAAGAACAGCCCGGGUGUCCCUGCAGGAGCAAAGAAGAAGAAAAAGAUUAAAAAUGGUCAUAGCCCAGAGAGAAGCACUGCCAGUGAUUGUCAGUCACCAGAGAAUAUUCAGGACAUUCUGAAGGUGUUGGUGUCCGACCUUAACCGUUCCAAUGGGGUCUCGCUCCCCCCAUUAGACAAGAGGAAGGUGCCCACAGACCACACUGCUCCUGCACCGCCAACUGCUGCUACUGACACUAUGUUCCUUGGCGUCCCUUCCACUGAUGCUGAUCUCACUCAGAGCCAUGAUGCUGGCAAUUGCUCUAACCUCAUGGAGGAGACCAGGACGUUCUCAUCGACUGAGAGUCUGCGACAACUUUCUCAACAGCUCAAUGGCCUUGUGUCUGAGUCUACAUCUUACAUCAACGGGGAGGGCCUCACAUCUUCCAACAUGAAGGAUCUGGAGAGCCGGUACCAAGAGCUAGCAGUAGCCCUGGACUCCAGCUAUGUAACAAACAAACAACUCAGUAGCACGAUAGAGGAAUUGAAACAGCAGAACCAAGACACUCUCAAUCAACUGGAAAAAGAGAAGAAGGAUUAUCAGCAGAAGCUGGCAAAGGAGCAGGGAUCUCUCAGGGAACAACUGCAGGUUCACAUUCAGACCAUAGGCAUCCUAGUGUCUGAGAAGGCAGAAUUACAGACAGCCCUGGCCCACACUCAGCAAGCAGCCAGGCAGAAAGCAGGAGAGUCGGAGGAUCUUGCCAGCCGUCUACAGUCCUCCCGACAGCGUGUGGGAGAGCUGGAGCGAACACUGUCUACUGUGUCAACGCAACAGAAACAGGCAGACAGGUACAACAAGGACCUAACCAAAGAGCGAGAUGCCCUCAAGCUGGAGCUGUACAAGAACAGCAAAAGUAAUGAGGACCUGAGGCAGCAGAACUCAGAACUGGAAGAGAAACUUCGAGUCCUGGGGGCAGAGAAAGCAGCUGCACAGUUGGGGGUGGAGGAGCUGCAGAAGAAGUUAGAGAUGUCAGAGCUGCUGCUGCAACAGUUCUCUAGCCAAUCUGAGGCCUCUGGCGGUAAUGAGCAGUUACAACAGGCCAUGGAGGAGCGGGCUCAGCUGGAGACCCAUGUCGGCCAGCUGAUGGAGUCACUGAAGCAGCUCCAGGUGGAGAGAGACCAGUAUGCAGAGAACCUGAAAGGAGAGAGUGCCAUGUGGCAGCAGAGGGUACAGCAAAUGGCGGAGCAGGUGCACACACUGAAGGAAGAGAAGGAGCACAAAGAAAGUCAGGUACAAGAGCUGGAGACCAGCUUGGCCGAACUCAGGAGUCAGAUGGAGGAGCCACCGCCCCCGGAGCCGCCAGCUGGGCCCUCUGAGGCCGAGCAGCGGCUGCAGGGAGAGGUCGAGCAGCUGCAGAAGGAACUGGAGAGUCUAACGGGCCAGCUGCGGGCCCAGGUGCAGGACAAUGAGAGCCUGAGCCACCUGAACCGGGAGCAGGAGGGGCGGCUGCUGGAGCUGGAGCGGGAGGCCCAGCACUGGAGCGAGCAGGCAGAGGAGCGCAAGCAGAUCCUGGAGAGCAUGCAGAGUGACCGCACCACCAUCAGCAGAGCGCUGUCGCAGAACCGCGAGCUAAAGGAGCAACUGGCCGAGCUGCAGAACGGCUUUGUCAGGCUGACCAACGAGAACAUGGAGAUUACCAGUGCGCUGCAGUCAGAGCAGCAUGUCAAGAAAGAGCUGGCCAGGAAGCUGGGAGAGCUGCAGGAGCAGCUGGGAGAGCUGAAGGAGACGGUGGAGCUGAAGAGCCAAGAAGCACAGGGUCUGCAGGAGCAGCGAGACCAGUGCCUGUUGCACCUGCAGCAGUACGCUGCUGCCUACCAACAGCACGCGGUGGCCUAUGAGCAGCUGACCUCUGAGAAGGAGGCCUUGCACAAGCAGCUUCUGCUGCAAACACAGCUCAUGGACCAGCUGCAGCAUGAGGAGGUACAGGGCAAGAUGGCAGCUGAGAUGGCCCGCCAGGAGCUGCAGGAGGCCCAGGAGCGCCUAAAAGCUACCAGCCAGGAGAACCAACAGCUUCAAGCUCAGCUGAGCCUCUUGGUCCUCCCUGGGGAAGGAGAUGUGGACCAGGAGGAGCAAGAUGAGGAGGUUCCUCAGCCCAGUCUGACCAUCCCAGAAGACCUAGACAGUAGAGAGGCCAUGGUGGCAUUCUUUAAUGCCGCUAUAGCUAGAGCUGAGGAAGAGCAGGCCCGACUACGUGUGCAGCUGAGAGAGCAGAAGGCACGGUGCCGGAGCUUGGCUCACUUGGCAGCCCCAGUCCAAAGCAAGCUUGAAAAGGAGGCAGUGGUCCCCAGGAAUGUGGAUGACUCUGCAUCUGAGGAGAGUAACCAGGCCCUCCAUGUAGCCAUGGAGAAGCUGCAGAGCCGCUUCCUGGAGGUCAUGCAGGAGAAAGUGGAGCUCAAGGAGAGGGUGGAGGAGCUUGAACAUUGCUGUAUCCAGCUUUCUGGAGAGACAGACACCAUUGGAGAGUACAUUGCCCUUUACCAAAACCAGAGGGCAGUGCUGAAGGCUCGGCAUUUGGAGAAGGAAGAAUACAUUAGCCGGCUGGCUCAGGACAAGGAGGAGAUGAAGGUAAAGCUGCUGGAGCUUCAGGAGCUGGUGCUGAGGCUUGUGAAGGAGCGCAAUGAAUGGCAGGGCAAGUUCCUGGCAGUCUCCCAGAACCCUGUUGAUGUGCCCACCCCAGUGCCCACAGGCUCCCAGGAAUUCGGCACUGCUGACCAGCAGGGUGACCUCAGGGAGGUGAGCCUGGCUGACGAUCCAGAGCCUGCACAAGGAGAGGCAGGGGUGCUUGCCCCCCAUGAGAAUCCCACUGCACAGCAAAUCAUGCGGCUGCUACGUGAGAUCCAGAACCCCCAGGAGCGCCCAGGCCUGGGGAGCAACCCCUGCAUCCCCUUUUUCUACCGUGCUGAUGAGAACGACGAGGUGAAAAUCAUGGUUGUGUGAAGACUGGCGACCAAAGCCUCACCAAGGGCAGCCAAGAGUUCUGCCCCAAGCCGCUCCCUUCCUCAGCCACCCUUAUCCUUACAGUAAUAAUAAGGUCAGACUCCACCCCCUCCAGGGGCUGGGGAAGUAGCUCAGUUGGUAGAGUGCUUGCCUGCCGUGCACACAGCCUUGGGUCCCCAGCACCUCUGAAAAGGCUAGACCUGUAAUUUGAGCGCUUGGGAAGUGGGAGAAUUGGCCAUCUUCAUCUACCUAGUGAGUUUGAGACCACACUGGGCUACGUGAGACCCUAUCUGAAAAACCGAAAGAUUGGACUCCUGUCUUAAUGGGGGAUACAAACUGGUACAGCUCUUCCUCUUAGCCAGGGCAGUUCUACUGUGUAAACUGCUGUUAGAGAAAGAGUACCAGAGACUCAGUGACUGGGCGCUGGGUGGCCUGAGGGCUUCCUCACUGAAGAGGGACUCAGUCCUUACUCAGGACACUGGGGCAGAACAGUUUGGCAGCAUUCUCACACCCAGGUGCAGCACGAGCUGGUAGAUCAGCCUAGCCUUCAGCAGGGCUCCUAAGUUUUCACCAGGUCAAUCCUUUUCCUCCGCACCCCAUUUUAUCUUCAUUUUCUUUACAUAGUGUCUCACGUAGCACAGGCUAACCCUGAAAUCACUACGUAUUGAGCUGAUCCCCUGCCUCACCGCUGUGCCUGGUGGUUGGCAAUGCUAGGCAAGCACUCUACCAAGUGAUUUACCCCCAGCACUACCUGCCUUUUUUCUUUGUGUGGUGAUGCUGGGGAUGGAACCCAGGGCACAGCAUGUCCCCAGACCAACUCCCAUCUUCUUAGAGGCACUUUAGGGCAGUGGGGCUGGGCAGCAUUUUUAUGGGUCCCGAGGCAGUUGGAGCUAACUGCCUCAGGAAGGCAUCCCACUGAGGAGGGCUUCCAUCUUUUUGAGGCACUUUGGGACAGGGAAAGUGGGUACCAUUCUCUCAGGCCUUAUGACAAUUGGGUAACUACGCCAAGCAGGACAGAGGCUGCUGGGGCGAGGUGGGCUUCCCCUCCCCUGGUGUACAUAUUGUACCUGUGUACCAUUUUGUAUAUUCCGGGGUAGGGACACCCCUGUAUUAUAGUGGAGGUUGGAGCUGGCAAGUGGGGAAGAGCUUCUAAUCAUUUGGGGCUGGGAAACUAUUUAUUGGUAGUGUUAGGUCAGAGGCUAGGAGGCGGAGACGAGGUUACGGCACCUGCUGAUGCAGCUCCUCUUUAUUUUGCUUUUUACUUGGGAAAUAAAUGGAUUUAGCCAUA
Messenger RNA from Arvicanthis niloticus (Nile rat), 4366 nucleotides. It is a transcript of the gene Golga2, whose product is annotated as golgin A2. Gene Ontology annotation, biological process: Golgi organization. Gene Ontology annotation, cellular component: Golgi cis cisterna; Golgi apparatus; Golgi cisterna membrane. The record is from RefSeq and is a predicted model, not a curated record. Gene Ontology annotation, molecular function: protein binding. NCBI's taxonomy places the organism in Eukaryota, Metazoa, Chordata, Mammalia, Rodentia, Muridae.